This is a messenger RNA of Daktulosphaira vitifoliae (grape phylloxera), 1819 nucleotides long. RefSeq names its product kynurenine aminotransferase (gene Kyat). Gene Ontology annotation, biological process: biosynthetic process. The record is from RefSeq and is a predicted model, not a curated record. Bases 256 to 1650 code for a protein of 464 amino acids. Gene Ontology annotation, molecular function: L-kynurenine:2-oxoglutarate transaminase activity; pyridoxal phosphate binding. Gene Ontology annotation, cellular component: mitochondrion; cytoplasm. The transcript has 10 exons. NCBI's taxonomy places the organism in Eukaryota, Metazoa, Arthropoda, Insecta, Hemiptera, Phylloxeridae.
AAUAUUACAUUUAUUAUUAAGUCAUGCUCUGACAUAUGAGGUAGCUGCCGUCGCUUAGAGAAAUUAAGAUGACAUAUUCUAAAAUUUAUUUCGAAGCUCUUUACUUUGUUAUUGUCGAUUAAAAAUGUUAAUUUUUAUACAUGAUUGAUAAUAAGUUAUAUUAUAUUAUCGUCACAUCAUUGGUUUAACCUAUAGAACUAUCAAUAAUAGAAGGGUUAUAUUAAUUUUCUCAAUUAAUUUAAUUCUUAUAAAAUUAUGUUAGUUGAUUUAAAGAGACUUCAAUUAAAGAGUCAUUAUUACAAACAUUUUGUUUCAUUAGUUACAAACUAUUUUUCAAAAAUAGCUUAUCAAAAUAGACAGAUGGAGAAAUUUAAGUUACCUGAUCGGUAUAAAUCAGGAGAAUAUAAUGUUUGGAUUGAAUUUAUUGGUUUAGCAAUGGAAUAUAAACCUGUAAAUUUGGGCCAAGGAUUUCCUGAUUACAAUCCACCAUCUCGAUUUUCUCAGUAUUUAUCUGAAGUAGCCAACAAAAGUGGUUUAUAUAACCAAUACACUCGUGGAUUUGGCCAUAUACGUUUAGUGAAUGCAUUAUCGAAGCUAUACUCUAGCUUAGUCGGGCAUUCAAUUAAUCCAACUUCUGAAGUAUUAGUGACUGUUGGUGCUUAUGAAGCUUUAUAUUGUGCAAUUCAAAGUCAUUUGGAACCUGGAGAUGAAGCUAUUAUCAUUGAGCCAUUUUUUGAUUGUUAUGAACCAAUGGUUCGCAGUGUUGGAGGCAUUCCUAGAUUUAUAUCUUUAAAAAAUACAAAAAUAAAUGCUUCAAUUUCUCAUUCAAGUGAUUGGAAGCUAGAUCCAGAAGAGUUAAAAUUACUUUUCAAUUCAAAAACUAAAUUAAUAAUUAUUAACACACCACAUAAUCCACUAGGAAAAGUCUUCGAUUUGGAGGAACUAACAAUGAUUGCAGAUCUUUGCAAAAAACAUAAUGUUCUUUGUAUAUCUGAUGAAGUAUAUGAAUGGUUGGUGUAUGAGCCUUCUAAACAUAUAAGAAUGGCUUCACUUCCUAAUAUGUGGGAACGAACAAUCACAAUUGGAUCUGCUGGGAAAACAUUUAGUAUGACAGGUUGGAAACUUGGUUGGGCAUAUGGUCCAGAAAAUAUUAUGAGAAAUCUUCAAGUUCUUCAUCAAAUUGCAAUUUAUACAUGUGCUACUCCUGUGCAAGAGGCUGUAGCUAAAGGAUUUGAACAUGAAAUCAAUAACCUCAACACCCCUGAAAGUUAUUUUCAAGGAAUUUCUAAAGAGUUAAAACCAAAGUUAAACUUUACCGCUCAAAUAUUAGCAAAUAAUGGUUUUAAACCUGUUAUACCUGAUGGAGGAUAUUUUAUGAUAGCAGAUUGGACUAACUAUGAGAAAAAAAUUGAUAUUAGCUCUGAAAUAGACAAGUAUAAAGAUUUCAAAUUUGUCAAGUGGUUAGUUAAAAACUUCAAAUUACAAGGCAUUCCAUUUUCAGUUUUUUUUUCUGAACAAAAUAAAGAUUGGGCUUCCGAUUAUUUACGGUUUUGUUUUUUUAAGAAAGAUGAAACUCUUAAGCAAUUUGAAGAAAUUGCUACUAAGUUUAGCAACACUAUUUCUCAAAAAUCACCAUCUAAUAAACUCUAAUAUUAUAUCAAAUAUUUUAUAAGACAUAGAUUUUUAUUUUAUUCAUGUUUAUAAUUAUUAAACAAAUGUUUUUUUUUAAUUAAAUAUUAAUUGUUACUAAUUUCAUAACUUAAAAUUUUGUUAAACAUUCGGUUUUCACAAAAUAUAUAAUUGUAUGAAUUACAAAUUA